Talaromyces proteolyticus is the source of this 2131-nucleotide messenger RNA. Its product is annotated as putative alpha-amylase. The record is from RefSeq and is a predicted model, not a curated record. Lineage: Eukaryota; Fungi; Ascomycota; Eurotiomycetes; Eurotiales; Trichocomaceae. The coding region runs from base 265 to 2052 and encodes 595 amino acids. The transcript has 4 exons. Gene Ontology annotation, biological process: oligosaccharide catabolic process. Gene Ontology annotation, molecular function: alpha-amylase activity.
GAUAUCAUUUCAUAAAUCACAUCUAACCACGUAAUUUCCGAGAGACGUAUUGAUAGGUGGACGAUUGGGAAGGUAGUGUAGUUAUGCCGCAGAUGGAAUAAUCCUAGCGAACGCGUUGGUUGAUAUAUAAGUAUGAUCCAUAAUCUAUUUACUUAGGGGUAACCAGGAAAAAUUUGCAAAUUACCGACUUGGGCCAACAUAUUAUUCUACUUUUCUUUUUCUUUAAAGAUAAAAGGAACUUGAAGGCUAAUACUCUAGUGCAAUAUGUCCUCUUCCAAUUUGAACGGUGCUUCAAGCAUGCCAUCUCUGCGGAAACCUGCAAGGGCCUGGUGGAAAGAGAGCUCUGUCUAUCAAAUUUAUCCGCCAUCAUUCAAGGACUCAAAUGGAGAUGGAAUCGGCGAUCUUCAAGGAAUCAUCUCAAAGCUUGACUACAUCCAGGGGCUGGGCGUUGAUAUUGUAUGGCUAAGCCCAAUAUUCAGCUCUCCACAAGUUGACAUGGGCUAUGACAUUUCUGACUAUUACAAUAUCCAUCCCCCGUAUGGGACAGUGGAUGAUGUUGACCAGCUGGCUGCUGCGCUUCAUAAGAGGGGGAUGAAAUUAGUCCUGGAUCUAGUCGCAAAUCAUACCUCUGACCAACAUCCUUGGUUUCAAGAAGCGCUCUCGUCGCCAACCAACUCCUUUCGUGAUUGGUAUAUUUGGCGGAAGCCAGUAUUUGGAACGGAUGGGAAGCCGCAGCCACCAAAUAACUGGGUUUCGUACUUCGGAGGAAGCGCAUGGGAAUAUCACGAACCAUCUGGCGAAUAUUACCUGCACUUGUUUGCUAAGGAGCAACCCGAUCUGAACUGGGAGAACCCUGACGUCCGUCGUGCUGUCCACGAUAUUAUGCGGUACUGGCUUAAUAGGGGUGCGGAUGGCUUCCGCAUGGAUGUUAUCAAUUUUAUCAGCAAGGAUCAGCGCUUUCCUAAUGCACCUAUUACCAGUGCUGGUCCAUGGCAGAAGGGUGCUAAAUACUAUGCGUGUGGGCCGAGACUUCAUGAAUAUCUUCAGGAGAUCGGCCAGAUCUUGAAAGAGUACGACGCGUUUUCGGUCGGAGAAAUGCCCGAAGUGGAUGACUGUGAUGAAAUCAUCAAAGCUGUUGGCCAUGACCGUGGUGAACUAAGCAUGAUUUUCCAUUUUGAAAUCGUCUCCCUUGACCACGGAGUCGGUGGAAAGUUUACUCCUAAAUCUUGGAACAUGGAUGAACUAAAGCAUGCGGUGUCAAAGUGGCAGACGUUCAUGCACUCCCAACAAGGGUGGAACGCACUGUAUCUUGAGAACCACGAUCAGCCUCGUAUUGUCUCUCGUUUUGGUUCCGACCAGCCAGAACAUCGUGCCUUGUCCGCUAAGAUGCUGGCUACAUUCUUAGGCUUUCAAAGUGGAACGCUUUUCAUUUACCAGGGCCAGGAGCUUGGCAUGCCAAAUGUGCCCAGAUCUUGGAACAUUGACCAAUACCGAGAUAUUGAAACGUUAAACCAUUAUCAGAGCGAGCUCAUUACGGGCGGCUCGCCUGAGGUGAGCCUUACCGAGUAUCGGUUAAAAUCUAGAGAUAAUGCACGCACGCCGAUGCAAUGGGAUGCUUCAACUCACGCGGGAUUUUCGGCAGCCCAACCCUGGAUCGCGGUGCAUGACGAUUAUCAAAACCUCAAUGCUGCGAUACAGGUCAAGGACAAGGAGAGUGUGUACCAGUUUUGGGCUAAUGUCUUGCGACUGCGAAAAGAAUUCCCCGACAUUCUGGUGUACGGCUCGUUUGAGCUCGUUUCCAGCGAACAUCCUGAUGUGUUUGCUUACGUACGGACCUCAGAGACGGGAUUGGCUGUAGUUGUCGCCAAUUUCCGCUCACAGGAAGUGAGUUGGUUCCCCCCACCAACACUCAGUCAUCGGGUCGGUCCUGGAAACGUUAUCCUGAGUAGCUAUCCCGACCGCGCCAUCCGCAGUUUCUCCGGGCAGGAAAUUCGUCUCCGCCCAUUAGAGGCAUUUUUGUGGCUGGGAGGGACCGAAAUGCCUCAUCUGUGAUUAGUAGCUCACUCGAAGAAGUCCAUGCUAUGUGUAUGACCAAUUAUUACCAAAUAUCAAACAUCGCGGAUGAAUCCUG